Molecule: messenger RNA, 2658 nt
Organism: Seminavis robusta
Lineage: Eukaryota; Bacillariophyta; Bacillariophyceae; Naviculales; Naviculaceae
Source: the annotation of a GenBank genome assembly
AUGGAUCUCCCAACAGGAACAGAUCGAUUGAAAAUAGCCGCCUUCCUUGACACUGUUCGAUUCCCUUGGGCGGAAGAGCUGAUUGAUUUCACGGUUCGGCUAAUCAACGAUGGAUGGCAAGGUGACAUUCUGGGCGGUGUACCACUGGAGUACAGCAUCUCAAACUCCGAUUGUGACCGCGGCGUCGCUGUUAGGGCUUUUCUCAAAACUAUUAGCCAACACGGCUUGCCGAAUGCGAUUUUGGGUACUCGCUGCACAGCCCCCACCAUGGCCAUCGCAACAUUGGCUGCGGCGGAAAAUGUGGCUCUCUUGUCGCCUGCGGCCACAGGCCCCAUGCUGAGCAACAAGGGCGAUUACCCCACCUCCAACCGGCUGGUGGCUGGUGAUACUGCUUCCGGUCAAGUCGGUGCUUUGGUGUCGCUGUUGCAAGAGUUUGGUUGGGAUCGAAUCUCAAUCAUCAACACCAAUACCCAAUAUGCCCAAGAAUUCAAAGUUGAGUUGACCCGAGCUUGGCGUGGAAUGCAGGAUGGCUUCACUGGUGAAAUUGGCUACGAGGGAACCGUGCAAGUCGACCAAGAUACCGAUGAAGUGGACCCGGAUUCUGUGAAAGCUAUCUUGAGCAAUGUACCCGUCAAAAAUCCCUCUCUCAAUUCCAGGGUCGUUGUUCUUCUGGCCCAUCACCAGCAUGCAUUCCCAAUCCUCAAGAUUGCCAAGCAGGAAGGAUUCCAACCAGACACUGUAUUCGUUGGUUGUGAUGCGUGGACUGGGAGAGCACCUUUGGACCCGGAGCUGUCGUGGAUGGGCGAACACCCAGGAUACGUUGGGCUUGUUCCUUACCGUAACUUUUCCGGCGCUGUAUACAAGGAUUUCUUGGGAAGAUUGCAGGACGAGCAAAAGCGUGAGGGUCGGCCUGUGAUGACAAAUCUUCCGGAUAGUGCAGCGGAUAGAACGGUCGAUUCCGUGCUGGCACUUGCCAAGGCUUUGGCAAGAGUCUCCCCAGAGCAUCGUUUCAAUGGCACGGCAGUCGUUGACGCUUUGAGAAGCCACAGCUUUGAAGGUGUAAGUGGCUCGGUGGAAUUCGACGGGAAUGGGGAUCGGGCCAAUCCGAGAUACACUGUCAUGUCUUUUCCCCACAAAGGAGGCGGAUUCAUUCCAAUUGGGACUGCUGCCCCUGGAUUUGUCGAUAUUGACUUGGGCAAAGUCUGUUAUGCUGAGGUUGGGUGCGGUGUGGUUCCUCCGUCGGCCACAGACCCAGUGGUUCCCUGGCGUUUGAUCGGUCUCGCGAUACUUGGUGCUCUCUUGGCUAUAUUGUUUCCUCUCGCCUGCUACCUCUACAAAAAGCACUUGCCAAUCAAGCGGAGGCUAAAACUUCUCGAGGAAGAAAUCGAAGCUAUGGACUCCAACGAAGGAGCCAGAAGGAGAAGAAAAGGAUCCCUUUACAAGGAAAUCGCAAGGCUUUUGGAGCAACCCAGGCCCGCGACCUGGACCGACGCUGAGGGUUUGGUUGCCAUUUCUCACACGGAUGCGGAGUAUUGGGAAGUGUUCAAGAAGAUGCGAGAGACCACGAGCGAAGAUGUCUGGAUUUCCAAGCUCUUUCGAUUGCAGAAUGAUGGUCUGUGGAGCUACUGGGUAUUCAGGAAGAACCAACUCGCGAGCAAGUAUGGUUUUGAUUUCAACGACAAAGCCGCUCUAAACGAACAGGUAGUGUGGCACGGAACUUCGUCGUUGAACCCUGACGUUAUCACAAGCGACAGCCAUGAUGGUUUUAUGAUGAAUUAUGCCGCCGCGGGGCAUUUUGGGCGUGGCUUGUACUUCGCCGAGAGAUUUGAGUAUUCGGAUUGUUACAGUUAUCGCGUCAACAACCAAAGUGCAAUGAGCGCAGAGGGGAUCACAAUACAGGAUGGCGAUGACAGAGAAAUCUUUCUGGUCAACCUUUUGGUUGGCCAGGCCAUAGAAAUGAAUCGAGAAGAAAACGAAGAGGAGUGCCGUGCUCUGGUGGCACCCCCUUGCAAUCCCAACACUGAUGGGUUGCGAUACGACACCGUUUCUGGAGUGGCCCCAUGUGGCACCAAGAUCCACACCGUCUACGAGAACGGUAGAGCUUACCCAUCGUACCUCAUUCGAUACUACAAAGGCCCGCGCGAUCCUUCUCGCACUCCCUUUGAAAGCCAAGAAGAAGCCCAAAAGGAGACUCUGGAUGUAACCAGUAGGACCGAGUCGAGCGAAGGGGAUAGCGAUGAGAACAACCAGCCUGGCAGCGACGGAUGGAGCUUGCGUGGGCUGUGGAACAGCCUUCGUAGCAGCCAAAACAGUACAGCUGGGCCUGACGCUGCACUCGAUGGCGCUCCCAGGGAUGAGAACAUAGAGGGUACAGGCGGGGAUGGGCAAACCGGAACCCUGCAGGCUACUACCGCCGGCACUGAAGAGGGACAAGUCAAGGCACUGUGGUUUUAUCACGACGAUGUGGGUCAGUCGGUGCCUUAUAGCGGCGGACUUCAGGCAGAAAUCGAAGCCGCCUAUCAACGAGACCCCCAGGGAAGUUUGACAAUCGCAUACGGCACAUGGGCGUACCUUGUGGACUUUGGGACGAGGACCCAAACUAACCGCGACCACCCCGGUCAUCGGCAACGAAGAAUCAGUCGUAUGGAUCUCCCUUAG